This is a messenger RNA of Gongylonema pulchrum, 327 nucleotides long. Lineage: Eukaryota; Metazoa; Nematoda; Chromadorea; Rhabditida; Gongylonematidae. The record is from the annotation of a GenBank genome assembly.
CAAAUUUUCGACAUUCCGGUAUCGAUAACAAUCCUGGAUGACUGCGUACCGGCGUUGCUUGAUCUUAUGGAAAAACGUGUCGGUGGUAACCUGAAUUUGGUGAAUCCUGAACCAAUCAGCCUAACUCAAAUCCUGGAGCUAUACAAAGAGAUUGUCUGUCCGGAUUUGCACCACUACGAAGUGGUUGAUGCAACCAGUGGUAAAGGCCUAGAACUGUGUGCAACGAAAGGCAAUUGUACCUUAGAUGCAAGCAAACUGGAGGAACUCUGUCCAGGUUUGCUUAUAUCUUUUCUCGUGAAACGUUAUCAAGAGACACUGGUGAAAUAG